UAACGCCCCUAUUUACUUUUGGCUUCUUGCUACAGGCUGGUUAGGGGGCGUGUUAUCUCCCAGGCGCGCUCAAUAGCCUAUAUCAACUGAAGUUAACCACUUUUUCUCCUUCGCGGUUGGCAUUUGUACCUGCAUGAUGGCGCUUCAAUCUAGAGCUCUUGUUGCUUCGAGGUGGCUGGCCGAAGCCUUGAAGUGUCAGCAGACCGUACCCAAGAUGCGCGUUUUGGACGCUUCUUGGUUCUUGCCCAAACUCCGGCGCAACGCUAAAAGCGAGUUUAAGAAGAAGCACAUUCCGGGUGCAGCGUUCUUUGACAUCGACCAAUGUUGCGAUAAAACAUCUCCGCUGGAUCACAUGCUUCCCUCUGAGAAUGCUUUUGCAGAUUACGUGGGGAACUUGGGUGUGGAGAACGACACACACGUCGUGGUAUACGACGCAAGCGAUUUCGGUGUGUUCUCUGCGCCCCGCGUGUGGUGGAUGUUCCGGGUGUUUGGGCACAGUUCUGUCUCGGUUCUGAACGGGGGACUCAAAAACUGGGAGUUUGAAAGACUUCCAUUGAGUGACAAGUACACCCGACCAGAAGCGACCGAGUUCGGGGCUUCUUUGAACCGCUCCUGGGUGAAGACGUACGAGGAUAUCCUGGAGAACCUGGAGACUAAGAGGUUCCAGGUGGUGGAUGCUAGGCCCUCAGGAAGGUUCCGUGGAGUCGACCCCGAACCGAGAGACAACACAGAACCCGGCCACAUCCCAGGCUCCCUCAGCAUGCCCUUCCAUUCCUUCCUGUCUCCGUCGGGUCACUUCCUGUCCCAGGACGACCUCCAGGCGCUGUUCGCCCGUGCGGGCGUGGACCUGUCGCGGCCGCUCUCUGUGACCUGCGGUUCGGGCGUGACGGCGUGCCAGGUGGCCCUGGCGGCUCACGAGUGCGACCACCCUGGUGUGGCGGUGUACGACGGGGCGUGGUCGGAGUGGUAUACCCGCGCCGUGCCCGAGCACGUCCUCUCGGAGGGGCGGGGCAAGCACCUGUGAUUGGUGGAGGAGGAGGAAGUGUGAGUUGAGGGGGCUAGCACCUGUGAUUGGUGGAGGAAGUGUGAGUUGAGGGGUCUAGCACCUGUGAUUGGUGGAGGAGGAGGAGGAGGAAGUGCAAGUUGAGGGGACUAGCACCUGUGAUUGGUGGAGGACGAAGUGCGAGUUGGAUGAGGGGGGAGGACGUCAACAAAGAUGGACACAGCUGAGAUGGGUGAAGGAAGGUUGAGGAAGAGGAUUAAGAAGGAACUUUUGCGAUGGGUUCAUGGGAAGAUGGUUCUAAUCCCCAAUACCAUAGAAUAAGAUUUAAGGAAGCGUGUUCUUGAUCAGAAAAAAGGACCUGACAUUUGAACCUCGGUGCUGGGGAGUGAAAGCCUAAGAGAGGGUCUAUGUCGUUGACUUCAGCAGACUCCAGAUAAAACCAUGUUACCUUGUUUUCUGAUGUCCUAAGAGAGGGACAUGGGAUUUGGUGGAUAAUGAGCCAAUUUAAGAUGGUUCCCUCAGAAUAUGUUAUGUUAUGUUGGUGCACUGUGAAUAGGAACACAGUUGUACCGGACUCACUUAACACUACAAGACCAACCUCACCAUGAGUGUAUAAUGAAGUGUAAUAGGAAGACCAUGAUUUUAGUAGGAAGUGUACUAGGAGGACCAUGAUUGUAAUAUUGUCUCAGCCGAAACAUUCCAAUACUUGUGUUGAAGUUGCGUCUUGAUGGUUUUAUCUUCGUCGAGGAAGAGCUGUGUGUGCAAGAUACACUGCCACACGGUUUAUAUAUCUGACUGUUGGAGGGAGAUACUGGUCCAGACGCUACACACUCUGAAGUAGCUUCUCUUGUAUAGCAUAUGGAGUGUUCUUGAUGAGAAGCAGAAUGAAGAAAUGUACUUUAAAAACACAUUGAAUCCUUGUGUGUUUUAUUUGGUGUGUAAACAUAAUCACGUCAAUUUUAUUUAUCCCACUAGGGGACACUUGUUUGUAGACAGGUAUUAAAACACAUUUAAUCCAUGGUAAAUACUACAUGAACAGCAUACCUGACACCACACAGAGACAACAACACAAUACAGUAGCCUACAGUAUCCUUGUACUGUACCGUUCAAAUCAACGGUUUAGUAAACAUGCACGUGAAUUACAAUGAGUUCCGUUGUAGUGUCUCCGUGUCUCCGGCAAGUGGCAGAAAUGUAUAUCGAGCGAGCAACUCGCACCAGUCCUUGACCUCUGUUGGACCGUAAAGUUAGAUUUUACACUGUUGGUUUAUUCGUCUGGAUAGACCACGAAAAUAUACACAUUUUAUAAAUUACUCCCGAUUCGUUAUAACGUCUGAAGCAGCCACGGGACACAUUGGUAGUCUUGUUGGUUUAUCAACAUUUAGCUAAUUUCAUAAAACAUUUUGUGUUAAGUCCCUGUUUUUUUGGUUGCAUGCUCUUCCUGAAUUAAAGACGACGUAAAGAAAACUAAAGAUACUAAAACGGAACAAAGACUAAAAGGAGACCAUAGUCACAAAAGGGGAUUUUUCACUUCGUUUCGGUGUAACUGAGAAUGUCGGUUAAAUUAAGACAACCACACAACACUUCUGUCAUGACGUCAAAACCACUGAAGGCAUUGAAUCGUGUUGAGAGGAGCACAGCAACACAUUUUGGGUCCUGGUUGUCGUUCCCCGGAGUUUAACUAAAGUUGGAAACUUGUAGGCAACUGGAGUCAGCUUGACUGGGCCAGAGCUCGUUGUGCUCCCUGUCAGUACACAGUUCAUCCUGGGGAAACCAAUGAUCCUUACCAUCCAGGAAGUGGUACAACAGGAAGUUCCUGCUCAACCAAUCAGAGUUGCUGUCGCCAAGCCGGGCAGAUGGCAGUGAGGGGCAAUCUACAUCUGCUCGUGGUUGUCUUGCUGAUACAGAUACAACCAGGCCACAGCCAAAUGCAGGGCUGUAAGAACAUCUGCGAGAAUCCUUUCAUUUCAGCAUGCUCACAUACUGCCCUUAAGUGCCUCAACGACUUCAUCAACAACAUAACGUGUGUGUGGGACAUGCGCUUGAACAUCUCCAGACACAAUACGGGGCCAGACGCGCGAUACACACUCUUCGGGGACAGAAACAGAAAAAGUCCCCCCCCGGAGAAAAUGACACGCAUCCAGUGUGACCUGCGGCCGGUGAGCUCUGACCCCGCUCUGAGGGCAUGCUCCCUGCUCCUUCCAGCCAACAAGGUGUGU
This is a messenger RNA of Hypomesus transpacificus, 3219 nucleotides long. RefSeq names its product 3-mercaptopyruvate sulfurtransferase-like. The transcript is spliced from 5 exons. The coding region runs from base 134 to 1024 and encodes 296 amino acids. Gene Ontology annotation, biological process: transsulfuration. Gene Ontology annotation, molecular function: thiosulfate-cyanide sulfurtransferase activity. Gene Ontology annotation, cellular component: mitochondrion. Lineage: Eukaryota; Metazoa; Chordata; Actinopteri; Osmeriformes; Osmeridae. The record is from RefSeq and is a predicted model, not a curated record.